AUGCCCUCCGAUCACCCCUCCUCCUUGUUCCUCAACAACAGCACCAACCAGCUUGAGGAUCGCCUCCAGGGGUUGAACCUGCCUUCCUCCGAAUCCAACUCUUCCCAAAGCCGCCACUACGAGGCCCUCAACCUUAUGGAGGACCAACCGACCAGCGAACUGCCGGCACCAGAAGUGAAGGACUUCAAAAAGAACUACAAAAGCCGCAAGUGCAUCUUCAGGUGCCGAGGAAAAGUCCUCGGCAAAGGCAGCUAUGGACGAACGCGCAUCGUCUACAAACGCCAAAGCGACGACAAGAACCCUUAUGUUGUCAAGGAGUUCUUCAAGCAUGCCGGCAUUAGCAAGAAGAAGCGGAAUGAGAUAAUCGACAAAGAAUACACCCUCACCCGAUGUGCUCGCCAUCCAAACGUCAUCAACGUUAUCGACCUUUGCAUCAGAAAGGACAACUUGAGCUAUGUCAUGGAGUACUGUAACCAGGGCGACCUCUGGGACAUCCUCGAGAAAAGGAGAUAUCCUGUCAAGGAUCAGUUAUGCCUCUUCAAGCAGCUCCUGCGUGGCGUUGCCAACCUGCACAGCCAGGGAAUCGCCCAUCUCGACAUCAAACCGGGCAACCUCCUCCUCGGUAACGACAGCGUUCUCCGACUCACCGAUUUUGGCUUCAGCGACAUCUUCAGAGACCCCAAGACCCAUCAGGUCUUACUGUGCCCUCCAGAUAAUAGUGGCCCCGGAACCGCGGGCUACGCGCCGCCUGAAGUCUUCCGCCAUGCAGACUACGACCCGUUCAAGGUCGAUGUCUGGAGCUGUGCCAUGGUGGCUCUGGAAAUAACCCGCCGCGUGCCAUUCCCCUGGGAGAUGCCCGUCGAAACCGACCAGGACUAUCUGGCCUUUGUGAAAGGCUGGCGAGAGUUCAUGAGGGCCAAUCCGAACGGCGUCAUCACUGAGCACUGCUACCCCCGUUGUGGCCCGAUCUCCGACCCCCGACAUUAUCCAAACAUCCAGCUGAUGGUGCUCAUUCUCAAGAUGUUGAACCCUCAUCCCGGUCACCGCAUCAGCAUCCAUAAAGCCUUGAGAGACCCUUUCGUCAGAAACAUCGAGUGCUGCUCUCCGGCAUACAUUCGGAACGCUCCUCCCCUUCAUCCCCCGACUAUCAAACACGACCAUCGAGCUUGUCCUGCUCUUCCUGCUCCUCCUCGCUCCAUAAUGGGGCGUCGGGGUCGUACCUAA
Messenger RNA from Aspergillus sclerotioniger CBS 115572, 1224 nucleotides. Its product is annotated as putative serine/threonine protein kinase. The record is from RefSeq and is a predicted model, not a curated record. The coding region runs from base 1 to 1224 and encodes 407 amino acids. The transcript has a single exon. Gene Ontology annotation, biological process: protein phosphorylation. Gene Ontology annotation, molecular function: protein kinase activity; ATP binding. Lineage: Eukaryota; Fungi; Ascomycota; Eurotiomycetes; Eurotiales; Aspergillaceae.